Tachyglossus aculeatus (Australian echidna) is the source of this 765-nucleotide messenger RNA. Its product is annotated as 28S ribosomal protein S11, mitochondrial-like. Gene Ontology annotation, biological process: ribosomal small subunit assembly; maturation of SSU-rRNA from tricistronic rRNA transcript (SSU-rRNA, 5.8S rRNA, LSU-rRNA); translation. The record is from RefSeq and is a predicted model, not a curated record. The transcript is spliced from 6 exons. Gene Ontology annotation, cellular component: mitochondrial small ribosomal subunit; ribosome. Gene Ontology annotation, molecular function: mRNA 5'-UTR binding; small ribosomal subunit rRNA binding; structural constituent of ribosome. Bases 43 to 615 code for a protein of 190 amino acids. Lineage: Eukaryota; Metazoa; Chordata; Mammalia; Monotremata; Tachyglossidae.
GCCCGGUUGGCCGUGUCGGGCCCGCUCGGCCGCGUGUUGGCCAUGUUGGCCGUCCUGGGGUCCGCCCGCCGGGCCCUGCUGCCGCUGCGGGCCCGGCCCAAGGGGGUCCUGGAGACGGCCCUGGGCCGGGCAGCGCACGUGACCCCCGGCAGGCCGCAGGCCAGAGUGGAAGAGGAAGAAGCGGAGCCCCGCCCCAGCACAAGUCCCUUCAGUAUCUACCCUCCAGUCCCCGGCCAGGAGUGUGCCUUGUCAUGGGGAGGAAGGACUUUUGAAGAUAUUCCGAUAGCGCACAUCAAGGCCACGUACAACAACACCCACAUCCAGGUGGUCUCCUCCAAGAACCAGCCCCUUGCCCGCACGUCCUGUGGGACCGAGGGGUUCAAGAACGCCAGGAAGGCCACGGGUAUCGCCGCUCAGACGGCCGGCAUCGCAGCUGCAGCGAAAGCCACGGUGAAGGGGGUGACCCACAUACGGGUGGUAGUGAAAGGCCUGGGGCCAGGGCGCUUGUCGGCCAUCAAGGGGCUGACCAUGGGCGGCCUGCAGGUCAUCUCCAUCACAGACAACACCCCCGUCCCACACAACGGCUGCCGCCCGCGCAAGGCCCGUCGUCUCUGAGCAGUGUGGCAGAGCUCCAGGCUCAGGGGGGCUCUGCUCCACUCCUUGCCGCGCCCCUCCGUGGGGUCCCGGGCCACCGGCCGAGACGAGAGAAAGGACGCGAGUUCCUCCCUUGUCUCAUCAAGUUUCAAAAUGAAAACUUUUCUUCCA